Helianthus annuus (common sunflower) is the source of this 647-nucleotide messenger RNA. Its product is annotated as two-component response regulator ARR17. The coding region runs from base 105 to 536 and encodes 143 amino acids. The record is from RefSeq and is a predicted model, not a curated record. Lineage: Eukaryota; Viridiplantae; Streptophyta; Magnoliopsida; Asterales; Asteraceae. The transcript has 5 exons. Gene Ontology annotation, biological process: phosphorelay signal transduction system; cytokinin-activated signaling pathway.
UAUGCUCAUGCUCACAUUACAUUUCAUCAUUCAUUUGAAAUUUGAAUCUGCAUUUUAGAAAACACUCAAAUUAUCAAUAACCGCUUUGUGUUCAAUUAUUCAGCAUGUCUAUUGAAUAUCACGAAGACGACGUACCUCAUGUUCUAGCUGUCGAUGAUAAUCUCAUCGAUCGUAAACUCGUCGAAAAACUGCUCAAAACGUCUUCCUGCAGAGUUACUACAGCAGAAAAUGCGAUGAGAGCAAUGGAGUAUUUAGGGAUAAAAGAAAAUCAACAACAGAAUCAUUUAAAUGGCAAUGAUAAAAAAGUAAAUAUGAUAAUUACGGAUUACUGCAUGCCAGGAAUGACUGGGUAUGAGUUGCUUCAGAAAAUAAAGGAAUCGGCGGUGUUGAAGGAUGUUCCGGUGGUGAUAAUGUCGUCGGAGAAUAUCCCAAAUCGAAUAAAUGAAUGUUUAGAAAAGGGGGCGGAAAGGUUCAUUUUGAAGCCGGUGAAGUUAGCAGAUGUGAAGAAGUUGAGACGUCAGUUAACAAAAUGCUAAACUUAUUUAUAAACGACGACGAUGGUGUAAAUAAUUUUGCUUUUAUGUUCGUUGGAUCUUCUGUUCUCUUUUUACUGAUUUGAAUCGUUGAUUGGCUUUUUGUAUGAUUAG